AUGGAAUCAUAUCUCUUGGACCCAAGAUUCCCGGUACUAGAUGCCCAACUUGCGCCUUGGAUGGAAAGGAAGUUUGGGUCAUUCCAGGUCGCUGCUGCGGCUAUUGCGGAACUCCUUGCGACAGUCUUGAGCUUCUCCAUUAAUGAUGCUCCCGCCGCCGCAGCGUCCUGUGACGAGCGGCUGGCUGACCUGUCCGCCCUAUGA
This is a messenger RNA of Beauveria bassiana ARSEF 2860, 204 nucleotides long. RefSeq lists its product as uncharacterized. NCBI's taxonomy places the organism in Eukaryota, Fungi, Ascomycota, Sordariomycetes, Hypocreales, Cordycipitaceae. The transcript has 2 exons. The record is from RefSeq and is a predicted model, not a curated record. The coding region runs from base 1 to 204 and encodes 67 amino acids.